AUGGAUUACGAGAGGAUAGAGAAGGUGCAGAAGAGCAUAAUCUCGCCGACGAAGCUGCGAAUGAAGCUAAUGGGUUCACACAAUAACAAGAAGAGAGAAGGAUCCAACAGUAACUCUUCAAGAACAUCUCCUGUUCGUCUUCAGGUUUCAGAUGUCACAGAGUUCUCCAAGAACAGCUUGCUAGCUUCUAAACCUGAUUCAGACGACGAUGAAAAUGUCGCGGCUCCAACUACGGAUAUAGAAGUAGCUAAACUGCCAAAUGCACCGGUUUUGGAUAUAUCCGAGAGCGAUAAUCAAGCCUCGAGACAUAGUUGUGAAUCUGUUAUGAGAGAAAACGGUCAACCAAGACCUCAGCAAUUUAAAAAAGGCGACUUGAGUAUGGCUCUGAGACCUCAAGAAGAUGAGAAUCUUGAUUAUGACAGUAACGCUAGCUCUUCAAGCUUCGAGUUUCACGGUGUUCGUGGUGAGCGUUCGAAUCAGAACCAUGCCUCAAGAGCAUACCCUUCGAGGCAAAUGCCAUCCAAAUGGAAUGAUGCUGAGAAGUGGAUAAUGAGCAGACAGAAGAACAUGGUGAUGAGGAAGAACUGUCAAGGGAACAGGAUGCCUGUGAGAGUUGUGCCUGAUAAUGCAGGUUACGAGCUUAACAAAUCAAGGAUGGAUCCGUGCCAUUCCUCACAUAUUGAUGGGUCCGAGAAGUUCCCUAAUUUUGUUCACACUCAAGGAUAUGGAGGUAACUUGUUGAUCGAUCAAUCCACACAAAGCAAAGAUCUUGUGGACACAACAAAGGAUACAUCACGUAAUGAUACAACAGCUGGUCCUGCAAUUCGUUCUGUAUGUAUGAGAGAUAUGGGAACUGAAAUGACGCCGAUACCGAGUCAAGAACCUUCAAGAUCUGUCACACCAGUUGGUGCAACAACUCCUCUUCGCAGUCCUACUUCUUCGCUCCCUUCUACUCCUAGAGGAGGCCAACAAGAAGAGUCUUCUUUGUCACAAGACCCGUCAAAGAACACAAGAAGAGAACUCUCUGAGGAGGAAGUCAAAGCGAAGACGAGAAGAGAGAUAGUAGCUUUAGGGGUUCAAUUAGGGAAGAUGAACAUCGCAGCUUGGGCAAGUAAAGAAGAAGAGGAGAACAAUAACAAGAAUGCAGAUGCAGAGGAGACGCAGAGGAUUGAGUUUGAUAAACGAGCUACUGCGUGGGAAGAAGCAGAGAAAUCAAAACAUAAUGCAAGGUAUAAGCGUGAGGAAAUCAGAAUACAAGCUUGGGAAAGUCAGGAGAAAGCCAAACUCGAAGCAGAAAUGCGACGUAUUGAGGCCAAAGUGGAGCAGAUGAAAGCUGAAGCUGAAGCAAAGAUGGUGAAGAAAAUAGCGAUGGCUAAGCAAAGGUCGGAAGAGAAAAGGGCUUCAGCGGAAGCUAGAAAGUCCCGUGAUGCCGAGAAGGCAGCGGCUGAAGUCGAAUAUAUCCGGGAAACAGGUCGAAUACCGGCUUCUAGUUACAGGAUAUGUUGUGGUUGGUUCUCAUGAACCCUUGGAUCAUCUUUUGAGUAAACCUAGGAUUUGAUCUCAAAUCCCAUUUGUGUGUAAUAUAUAAAUGGAAUGCAUUUUGUGUUGCAUAGAUUCCAAUAGAGAUGACAAAGAUUGUGU
Eutrema salsugineum is the source of this 1641-nucleotide messenger RNA. RefSeq lists its product as uncharacterized. The transcript has 6 exons. The record is from RefSeq and is a predicted model, not a curated record. Bases 1 to 1521 code for a protein of 506 amino acids. NCBI's taxonomy places the organism in Eukaryota, Viridiplantae, Streptophyta, Magnoliopsida, Brassicales, Brassicaceae.